Molecule: messenger RNA, 1587 nt
Organism: Oryza brachyantha (malo sina)
Lineage: Eukaryota; Viridiplantae; Streptophyta; Magnoliopsida; Poales; Poaceae
Product: UDP-glucose 6-dehydrogenase 2
Exons: 1
Coding region: 102-1544 (480 amino acids)
Biological process (GO): glycosaminoglycan biosynthetic process
Cellular component (GO): nucleus; cytosol
Molecular function (GO): UDP-glucose 6-dehydrogenase activity; NAD binding
Source: RefSeq, a predicted model, not a curated record
UCUCCCGCCAAACCCCCAUUAUAUUUCUCUCCGGAUCAUAUAUCGAUCUGAUCUUGGUUUGUUUCUUGCUUUGAUUUGGCUUUGAUUUGAUCUGCGUGACAAUGGUGAAGAUCUGCUGCAUCGGGGCGGGGUACGUGGGCGGGCCGACGAUGGCGGUGAUCGCGCUCAAGUGCCCCGACGUCGAGGUGGUGGUGGUGGACAUCUCGGCGCCGCGCAUCGACGGCUGGAACAGCGACAGCCUCCCGAUCUACGAGCCGGGCCUCGACGACGUCGUCAAGCAGUGCCGCGGCCGCAACCUCUUCUUCAGCACCGACGUCGAGCGCCACGUCGCCGAGGCCGGCAUCGUCUUCGUCUCCGUCAACACGCCGACCAAGACCCGCGGCCUCGGCGCCGGCAAGGCCGCCGACCUCACCUACUGGGAGAGCGCCGCGCGCAUGAUCGCCGACGUCUCGCGCUCCGACAAGAUCGUCGUGGAGAAGUCCACCGUCCCCGUCAAGACGGCCGAGGCCAUCGAGAAGAUCCUGACGCACAACAGCAAGGGCAUCCGCUACCAGAUCCUCUCCAACCCGGAGUUCCUCGCCGAGGGCACCGCCGUCCAGGACCUCUUCUCGCCAGACCGCGUGCUCAUCGGCGGCCGCGAGACCCCCGAGGGCCGCGCCGCCGUGAAGACGCUCAGGGACGUGUACGCGCGCUGGGUCCCCGACGACCGCAUCAUCACCACCAACCUCUGGUCGGCGGAGCUGUCGAAGCUGGCGGCGAACGCUUUCCUGGCGCAGCGCAUCUCCUCUGUGAACGCCAUCUCGGCGCUGUGCGAGGCGACCGGCGCCGACGUGGCGGAGGUGGCGAACUCCAUCGGGAAAGACUCGCGGAUCGGGCCGAGGUUCCUGGCGGCGAGCGUCGGCUUCGGCGGGUCGUGCUUCCAGAAGGACAUCCUCAACCUGGUGUACAUCUGCGAGUGCUACGGCUUGCCGGAGGUGGCGACCUACUGGCGGCAGGUGAUCCGGAUCAACGACUACCAGAAGAGCCGGUUCGUGAACCGGGUGGUGGCGUCCAUGUUCAACACGGUGGCCGGGAAGAAGGUGGCCGUGCUGGGGUUCGCGUUCAAGAAGGACACCGGCGACACCAGGGAGACGCCGGCGAUCGACGUGUGCAAGGGGCUCGUCGGCGACAAGGCGGUGGUCAGCAUCUACGACCCGCAGGUGACCGAGGAGCAGGUGCAGCGGGACCUGGCGAUGAACAAGUUCGACUGGGACCACCCGCGCCACCUGCAGCCGAUGAGCCCGUCGGCGGCCAAGCACGUCGCCGUCUCCUGGGACGCCUACGAGGCGGCGCGCGGCGCUCACGCCGUCUGCAUCCUCACCGAGUGGGACGAGUUCCGGCGGCUCGACUACCAGCGCAUGUACGACGCCAUGCACAAGCCGGCCUUCCUCUUCGACGGCCGCAACGUCGUCGACCCCGACAUGCUCCGCCGCAUCGGCUUCGUCGUCUACUCCAUCGGCAAGCCGCUCGAUCGCUGGCUCAAGGACAUGCCCGCCGUCGCCUGAUUUUUUUUCUUAAUUAACAUUAUAUUAUUUGAGCAUUAGUUUC